Molecule: messenger RNA, 1446 nt
Organism: Oryza brachyantha (malo sina)
Lineage: Eukaryota; Viridiplantae; Streptophyta; Magnoliopsida; Poales; Poaceae
Product: transcription factor JAMYB-like
Exons: 3
Coding region: 321-1244 (307 amino acids)
Biological process (GO): regulation of DNA-templated transcription
Cellular component (GO): nucleus
Molecular function (GO): sequence-specific DNA binding; DNA-binding transcription factor activity
Source: RefSeq, a predicted model, not a curated record
UAUGCAAAUAUGCAAUACGUCAACAAUCCUCUCUCUCUCUUCGAAGACUAUCUCUCUCAACACACACACACUUCCAUCACAUGCUCAUUCUUUCUCUCUCACACUACACAGCUUUCUCUCUCCAUCAACACUAUAAAAUGACAGUUGCCAAGUGCCAUUGCUCUCCCUCUAAUCCAACUUCCUCUCUCUCUCUCUCUCUACAACUUCUCAGCUAAGCUAAAUCUUAGCUAGCUAUAGCUGCUGCUUCUCUCUCUCUCUCUCUCUCCUCCCAGCUCUGCUACUGCAACUGCAGCACGUACACCAGCUAGGUCGGGCCGGCCAUGGCGUCGUCGCAGAGGAGCAGGAGCGUCGUGAGCAGCAGCUCCACGACGGCGCCGGUGGUGAUGGUGGUGCCGCUCGACGACGACGGCCCCGCCCAGGACCUGCUGAUGCGGCCAGUACAGGAUCAGGAGGAGGAGGAGGAGCAGGAGUCGGCGGCGGAGGAGCUCCGGCGCGGGCCGUGGACCGUCGACGAGGACCUCACCCUCGUCAACUACAUCGCCGACCACGGCGAGGGCCGCUGGAACUCCCUCGCCCGCGCCGCCGGACUGAAGAGGACGGGGAAGAGCUGCCGGCUGCGGUGGCUGAACUACCUCCGGCCCGACGUCAAGCGCGGCAACUUCACCGCCGACGAGCAGCUGCUCAUCCUCGACCUCCACUCGCGAUGGGGCAACCGGUGGUCAAAGAUAGCGCAGCACCUGCCGGGGAGGACCGACAAUGAGAUCAAGAACUACUGGAGGACUCGGGUGCAAAAGCACGCCAAGCAGCUCAACUGUGAUGUCAAUAGUGCUAGGUUCAAGGACGCCAUGAGGUACCUAUGGAUGCCUCGUCUCGCUGAUGUAGGACAGGUUGGUGAUUACCAUGGUUACACCACUACCACGAGUGAUGUUCAUGGGAUGCCAGUGAUGACACCAUCGUCAUCAGACUCGUUCGCAACAUCAGAGUCAUACGAUGGGGCUCUUUAUGCAAAUGUGCAUAAAAAUGAGAUCGUCAAUGGUGGGGACUACCAGGUGCAAGGAGCUACUCAAGGAUAUUGUAAUUCUGAGUCAGCUACCCAAGGAUAUUGUAACUUUGAGUCAAAACAACUUCAUAAUCACGGACAUAGCCAAUUUCAAGACCCGGAUCUUGUUGGGUGGGUGCAAGGCUUUUCUGAGGGUCUUUCUGAGAAUUUUUGGAGCUUAGAGGACAUUUGGAAGAUGCAGUGAAUUUUGUGUUCAUACUGCAGCAAGCUGUAUACACAAAUAUAUACAUACAAUUUAUGUUGUCAAAAGAUAACUUGUGUGGAAGAAAAUUUAGAGUUAGUUUAUUCUAACUUCAAAAGUUAGAAAGUAAAGUUUUUCUUUUUGAUUUUUUGGUGUAUCGAUGCAUGUCAACGGAAUAUGUCUGUAUGUUGCACAAGAAUGUAAA